UGUUUUGAAAUAAAGUCAGCGCAGCAUGUCGACUUGUUUACCAAUAUUUCAAAACCAACACUAUCAUGAUCAGAGCUUUCUUCGCCGCCGGGAUCUUGUUGAUGGGACAUGAUACAUGGGGUCUCUCCGGUCAUGUUUGCAAACGAGAGAGAGCGGAAACGUAUAUGACGUCAUAUAACCAGGCCUUCCUUUGUCAGGAAAGGUACACAACAAGCUGUGGACACCUGGACUGGAGAAGGUGCACGCGAUACAGGGUACAGACGUGCUACACCCCCCGAGAGAGGUACGCUGUGAGGUAUCACGUGGUCGAGACCUGCUGCCCCGGAUGGAGUGAUGAUGGUACUGGGGCGUGUAAUAUAGCGAUCCUUUUUAAGCCAAUUGUGGAUCUCCCUGCCAGAAUGAGGGCACCUGCUCCGCUGUCGAGGGAACGCCCACCUGUAUCUGUCAGGAUGGUUACCAUGGCGACCACUGUCAGCAUGAGAGGAACUAUUGGGACGUCUGGCAAACAGUUGUCGCCAUUCUCUGUGGAAUACUUGUUGUCAUUGGAACAGCAAUCACAGUAUAUGUCUACCGACGGAAUAGAAAAACAAAGAGGACCAGAAUCACUCCCGUCCUACGGUCGCAGGGUCAAGGACACACAUCCGGAGUUAUCUCCCCCACAGGAGUCCCAGCCGGAGUUAUCUCCAACACAGGAGUCCCGGUCGGAGUUAUCUCCCCUACAGGAGUCCCGGUUCAAACUCCUGACCUACCACACCUCCCUAGUCACGUGAUGCAGACUGCCACCGGGAGUGCCUUUUCCCACCCCUGGGGACCCCAAUUGGUACUCCCCUCUGCUCCGAUGGACUGUUCAGAGACAUAAAGGCUGGAACCGAGUCCAGCAUUACUGAAAAAGUUACAAUAUUACUGAUGCAUAUACGUGUUUACCAUUUAUUAAUCCAUGUGCAUUUUUACUUUAUUGUUUUUACGUUUUAUUUAAGCAUUCGUACUUAUAUAUAAAUAGUUUUCUGUUUCUCUAUCAUAUGCGUGUGUUUGAAUACUAUUACUUUAUCUUUUUUCUGGUGUCGAAUGUCGAUUACGUGUUUACACUUUGUAUGUAUGUAAGUAUAUAUAUAUGUACAUUGUUUUGCCAUAUUUACUGUUCAUCUAUUGCAUGUUUAUGCAGACAAUUGUGUAUAUUAAAUGAUAUGUUCCGUUUAUUACGUCACACUAUAUAUGAUUUGUAACCCCCGGUCCCCAUCAGUUGUGUAUACUAUGAUAUGUUCCGUUCAUUACGUCACUGUAUGAUUUGUAACCCCCGGUCCCCAUCAGGCUGUUUAUCCUGUAGUUAGACAAGCUUUCAGUUAAUAUAAUAUAAUAUCGUAUAUAGAGUGAUCUUUCACUAAGGCGAUAAAGAAAUAUGAAUGAUUCCGAUCCGUUUGUCGCAACCUGGUAAUUACUUGUCUCGCAUGAGUAUCAUAAAGAAUUUUAAAGAAAUUUCAAAUGCUAAUAUUUCGUAAGACUUUUGUUUAGUGUGUAAUAAGGUAAUAAAAUUGGGGCAAAAGAA
Messenger RNA from Magallana angulata, 1543 nucleotides. RefSeq lists its product as uncharacterized. Lineage: Eukaryota; Metazoa; Mollusca; Bivalvia; Ostreida; Ostreidae. The transcript has 6 exons. Gene Ontology annotation, molecular function: calcium ion binding; protein binding. The record is from RefSeq and is a predicted model, not a curated record. The coding region runs from base 66 to 770 and encodes 234 amino acids.